CGUGAGCUCCUUGCAUACAGAGAGUACCACAGCUAACCACUUUCUCUCUCCCCCCUCUACUUCCUGACUCUCUCUAUCCUGUUCAUUUCGUCUUGUCCCGACGGAUCUGACUUCGAAUCGAUUGAACAACUGUCAAUUUCAUCAUCCGCACCAAACAGCAAAAUGAAGGACAUCUCAUCUAUCGAGUCCCUCAACCUGCCUGAGGAUGUGACCUUCACUAUCAAAGCCCGGACGAUCACCGUUGAGGGUCCUAGGGGAAAAUUGACCAAGAAGGUCAGCCACAUCGCCAUGGACAUUCAACUUGUCAAAUCACCCAAAGGCUCCAAAAUCAUCUUCACUAUCUGGCACGGUUCCCGUAAACACGUCGCAUGUCUUCGAACCAUCAAAUCCCUCGUUGAGAACAUGAUCAUCGGUGUCACCAAGGGAUUCCUCUACAAGAUGCGUCUUGUUUAUGCCCAUUUCCCUAUCAACGCUAUCCCCGGAGAUGAUGGGACAACAUUGCAGAUUCGUAAUUUCCUCGGUGAGAAAUACGUUCGUGACUGCAAAAUGAUUGAAGGCGUCAAAGUCUCAAUGUCCGAUGUCAAAGACGAAGUGAUCAUUCAGGGUAACGACAUUGAAAGCGUAUCUCAAUCAGCCGCCUCUAUCACUGACAAAUGCCGUGUUAAAGACAAAGAUAUCCGAAAGUUCUUGGACGGUAUUUAUAUCUCGGAACGAACCACGGUGGUACAGGAGUCGUAGAUGAUGUUGAUAGGCAUGAGAUAUGUACCAUUGCAUUCCCUCUGAUCAUUGUGAGAUACGACAGUAAACAUG
Tremella mesenterica DSM 1558 is the source of this 810-nucleotide messenger RNA. RefSeq lists its product as uncharacterized. The coding region runs from base 163 to 738 and encodes 191 amino acids. Gene Ontology annotation, biological process: cytoplasmic translation. The record is from RefSeq and is a predicted model, not a curated record. Gene Ontology annotation, cellular component: ribosome; cytosolic large ribosomal subunit. NCBI's taxonomy places the organism in Eukaryota, Fungi, Basidiomycota, Tremellomycetes, Tremellales, Tremellaceae. Gene Ontology annotation, molecular function: rRNA binding; structural constituent of ribosome. The transcript has 4 exons.